This is a messenger RNA of Nylanderia fulva, 2597 nucleotides long. Its product is annotated as TWiK family of potassium channels protein 18. Gene Ontology annotation, biological process: potassium ion transmembrane transport; stabilization of membrane potential. Gene Ontology annotation, cellular component: plasma membrane. Gene Ontology annotation, molecular function: potassium ion leak channel activity; outward rectifier potassium channel activity. NCBI's taxonomy places the organism in Eukaryota, Metazoa, Arthropoda, Insecta, Hymenoptera, Formicidae. The record is from RefSeq and is a predicted model, not a curated record.
CCGGCGAGGUACACUUCUCGCGAACUCGCUGCCGUCGCAGCUCUCCUCCCUCUCACUCUUCCUCCGAAGCCCGAGUCGGAUAGGAGGCUCUCGUCGACGUUCUCCCUGUCGAGGCCGUCGGCUCGAUACUCGCGCACUUCAGCUCGCAAUCAGUAUCCGAGUUCGAGUUUCUGUGCGUUCCGAUCAUUUCUAACGUUAAACGUUAAACGUGAAGGUGGAUUCGCGAAGGCGCCCGUCGUCGUCCAUAGAGUCCCUUUCCCUGGGAAAAUACGUCCGGAACGAUCUCUGAUUUGGUGCGGAGCGAUGAAGGAUUCGCGACGCGUCGCGCCUUCGCUUCCCGAAGCCUGGCGAAUUUGUCGCGGCGAUUUCAUCGCGACUUAAGGGAGAGCGGCGUGAAACGUCUCGGAAGAGAGAGAUAGAUGUUGCGAGCGAUACAACUCGAGGGACGGGACAAGAUGGACAUUGACUUGGAGCAGAAUCGGGCAGCCCCGCAGCGGAUGGAUGGCUUGACGACGGUAGGACGACGUUAGAACGUUACCGCUUGCGGCUGCAGCUGCGGCGGCGUGAUCGGUCGCUGCACCUGCAGCUGCGGCGGCAGCAGCGACAGCAACGACGACGGCGACGACGUGGACGACGGCGACGAGGGCGACGGCGAAUCGCGAGCUUAAUCAGCGAUGCAGAACGCCGGCGACAGCUAUUAUCAGAGGCCGCCGAGAUGCUGUCCGGGCAGAAGCAGCGGCAGCAACAAUAACAACAACAACAACGCGGUGCGAGGCGCGGAGCUGCUCUGCUGCUGCUGCAGCUGCAGCACCGCGACCUCCACGAGAACCCCGGGUCUGCUGGCGAGCCUCGGCGUGUGCGUGCUCGUUCUCGGCUACACCCUCCUCGGCGCGUUCGCCUUCAUGGCCCUCGAGGGAGGCUUCAAAUCGGAUUCACCCACCGAGAUCGCGUCCUCGAAACCCGACGGUGGUGGUUCCUACGUGUUGCCGAAUCUGGAAAACGAUUCCGCCGCCAUGGAAUUGAGGGCGCGCACGGUCGAGAAACUUUGGAGCAUCACCGAGGAUCUCAACGUUCUCUACAAGGAGAACUGGACCCGCCUGGCCGCCCGGGAGGUCCUCGAGUUUCAGGAGAACCUGGCCCGCGGGCUCAGACGCACCUCGUACGAGCAGGUGCCGCCCUUAUCACCGCGAUCACGGGAACAUCACGCGGACAGACGCCUGCAUGGUCGACGAUGGACCUUCAGCGGUAGCUUGCUGUACUCCCUCACGCUGAUCACGACCAUAGGAUACGGUAGCGUUGCGCCGCGCACAGUCUGGGGCCGGCUGAUCACCAUAGUCUACGCCCUGGCGGGGAUCCCGCUGAUGCUGGUCUACCUCAGCACGGUGGGCGACGUGCUCGCCCGCAGCUUUCGUCGUCUUUACGGCCGAAUGUGCAGGAGGCCGCGCAACUGCACGCGGAAGCGACAACCGCCGCCGCCUCCGCCGCCGGUCGGCGGCAUAAUGACCAAGGCGUAUCGCUACGACAAUCACGUGGAGACCAAGGGUGGCGGCAACUACUACUCGGCGAGCAGGGAGAGCUCCUGCGACGAUCUGGGUAUCCGCGGCGCCGGCAGCGCGAUUCUCCUCGACUGUGGCAGCGAGGGUCUCCUACACGCCACCACCAGCUCCACGGCCGCACUUCAGGAUAUUUCGACGGGUAACGGGAAGCGGCAUUUUCACCCGUGCUCGUUGUCCUUAUCGUCGACCUCGUCGCCGGCGUACAUGUUGGAGACGAACCCGGUGAGGAUACCGAUCAGUCUGUGCCUGGCGAUAAUGCUGGUGUACAUAUGCGGCGGCGCGGUGAUGUUCAACCGUCUGGAGGGCUGGAGCCUGCUGGAGGGCGGCUACUUCUGCUUCACCAGCCUCGGCACGAUCGGCUUCGGCGACCUGAUGCCGGUGGGACGCAACGCCGCCUCGGCCACCCUGGAGGAGCUCAGCCUGUGCGCCUGCUCGCUCUACAUCCUCGCCGGGAUGGGCCUGAUCGCCAUGUGCUUCAACCUCGUCCAGGAGGAGGUGGUACGCGUGGUCAGGGUCUUCGGUAGAACCUGCGGCAUGUCGUCGGGCGUGGUGAUCGGACCUAUCGGUGGUACAGGUAUCCCUGAUGAAGGCAUUCGGUGGGGAAUCGGUAGCGAGGGUCUCCCGCAAGAAAGAAAAAUCGUCGUGAAAAAAAAAUCGCUGAUCCUUUUUUUGUCGACCGUCGUGCGUCGAUUCCAAAAAAGAAAGAAAGAAAGAAAAAAAAAAAAAAAAGAAACACGCACGCGACAUUUUCAUCCAUUCAUGAAUUCGAUACACCUGCCGAUACGUACCCAACGAUCGGGCAUGAUUCAUAUCGCGAGAAUGCGUAAAUAAGGGUUUUCAACGUACCGUAAAAGAAAAAGUUACCGUCGUUAUGCCGUCAUGUCAAUCCUAUUUCCGCACAGAAGCAUGAAAAUCGCCGAGGCGAUUGACUGUCACGAGACACGCGUCAGGAUCUCUUUCCUUUUGUUUGCAGCAGGCGCCGUUCCCGGUCUCAAGGCCGACCUCGACGACGGAGGUGGUACCAGCGACUCGCGACUGUCC